This is a messenger RNA of Canariomyces notabilis, 3639 nucleotides long. RefSeq lists its product as uncharacterized. The transcript has a single exon. The record is from RefSeq and is a predicted model, not a curated record. Gene Ontology annotation, molecular function: ATP-dependent chromatin remodeler activity; ATP binding. NCBI's taxonomy places the organism in Eukaryota, Fungi, Ascomycota, Sordariomycetes, Sordariales, Chaetomiaceae. Gene Ontology annotation, biological process: DNA repair. Bases 217 to 3531 code for a protein of 1104 amino acids. Gene Ontology annotation, cellular component: nucleus.
UGAGCCUUUUGAACCUUCUAUUUACUUCCAGCCUUCCCGGUUGUUUUUUCACCGCUCCCACUCAAAAUAGUUGAUUGCUUCUUUGCAACCUCGGUCCCGGUUGGCGCUAGUUUGUGUUACGACCGCCUACAUACAAAACCAGCGGUACCCUCGUCCUAAUAACCCCGACUCACAGAUCCAAAUUAGUCUGGGCUUGUCCCGCCACAUUUGGGAGCAAUGGAAUGGAGCCCGACUGCGCUGCUCAACCCCAAGGCUGCGGCUGCCUCCCCGGCCCGACCACAGUCUGCAAGCGCCGCUCCGUGCGGCUCCUCGGCUACACCCUCCCUUGGAUCGGAGCAGAUGUCCUUCCAAUUCACCGGACCUGACGAGCCCCAGACUGCCGAUUCUUCCACUCCGCCUGCCGGCCGCCAGAAUGGCGUGGUUCGCCAACCUCAGCGGACUCUUACCAUGCCCGUCUUCCAAAACGGAUUCGGCCAGAGCAUUGAGCGCCUGCAUAACGUGCAAGAGCGGAUAGUGCCUCAGCCAAAGCGUCGCAAGACUGAAAACGAGAAUGAUCCGGGGACCCAGCUAGAGCCCCUCCAUGCCUUCACAACGAACGGUGCUCUUAGCUUCCAUAUCAAGCCAACCUCGUCCGAAGAUGCUGCGAGAUCCGAACCUAGCCCGAAGCCUCAAGAGACCAUUGACUUGACAGAGGCCGACUCUGAUUCUGCCCUGCUGUCUCAGGAGCCCAAGGCGCCUAUCAAGGAUGAGGAGGUGUGCUACGGGAUGGUCGAAGGAGCCUCGAUUAACUGUCACAGGGUCCCCGCACCGAAACCCGGCAUGGUGUCUAUUAACGGUGACGACUAUUGGCCGCAGGUUAAGGUUGUACUUAAGCGAAGGGCUGAUGAUCAGACUACUAAGAUCUACGUCUAUGACUAUACACGCCACAUCUUCGGUACGGUCGACGCCAGGACAGCAGAGUGUCUGGCUCCUCUCUUGGACUCUCUCCUCCAGAUCCGCACAGACUGCCGGAUCCCUGCCAGGCGAAAACGCCCCGGCGAACAGGUUGGCCAGCCGGCCUCAUUUUCUCACAAAUUUGAGCUCAUGAUUUAUGGUCCCCGGAAGUAUGCCAUGCAGGUUGGAAAUCACUUGGCGUCGAAGAAGGUCAACCUGGUGAGCCCGCCGCGUGUGGAGACUGGCGUCAAGGUGUUCAAUCCCAUGGCCAAGGAAAACAGGCCCCCGCCGGUUUCUUCUCGCUCAAGCAACCUGGGAACAAACAAUCUAUAUCGCCCGCCGCCCGUGGUGCGCUCAGCCGAGGAAAUUCGUUCCGAAGUUCUGGGCGUCUUUGACUCACUGCCAAAGUCUGAAGAGCUACCCGAACUGGACCCAGACGCGAGGAUCCAAACCGAGUUACUCAAGCACCAGCGCCAGGCCCUCUAUUUCAUGAUUUCACGGGAGUCUGAUGAAUUGCCCGAUGCUGGCCAGGCCAUCGUCACGUCCACUUGGCAACAAAGAAGGGAUAGAUUCGGAGCUGUGGUAUAUUACAACGUCGUCACAAAUCAGAUUCAGCGUGAGCAGCCCCCUCCCACUCUAGGUGGUAUCCUGGCCGAUAUGAUGGGCCUGGGCAAGACUCUUAGCGUGCUCUCGCUCGUCACAAAGACGCUCGACGCCGCACACCAGUGGUCACAGCUUCCUCCCGUUCAACCCAAGGUCCCGGAGCGGAGACCUCAGCAGCAAUUCGAAAUCCCGCGACCGACGACCCUUGACUUAACGCCACUGCGGCAGAAUGGAAGAGCAACCCUGUUGAUAUGUCCCCUGAGUACAGUGACAAACUGGGAGGAGCAGAUCAAGCAACAUAUCAAGCCGGACACAAUCACAUACCACAUUUACCACGGUCCUAACCGCAUCAAGGACGUGUCUCAGCUGGCGCAGUUUGAUCUCGUCAUCACUACCUACGGAUCUGUCGUUAGCGAGCUCAACUCGAGAAUUAAGAGGAAGCGGGGCGCUUACCCCUUGGAGGAGAUUGGCUGGUUUCGCAUCGUUCUCGACGAAGCCCACACAAUCCGUGAACAGAACACGCUGGCAUUCAAGUCCGUCUGCCGACUGCAGGCAAAUCGCCGCUGGGCUGUUACCGGAACCCCCGUCCAAAACAAGCUGGAUGACCUCGCCGCACUACUUGCGUUCUUGCGGCUGAAGCCCUUUGACGAGAAGAGCAAGUUUCAGCAGUACAUUAUUCAGCCUUUCAAAAUGGCGGAGCCUGAGAUCGUGCCCAAGCUUCGUGUCCUCAUUGACACAAUUACACUGCGGCGGCUCAAAGACAAGAUCCAUCUCCCACCCCGUACGGACGAGGUCAUCAGGCUGGAGUUCACCCCAGAGGAGCGGCGCAUCUACGACUGGUUUGCAAAGACUGCACAGGAACGCGUUCGGGUUUUGACCGGCCAGGGCAUUGGCCAGGACCGCAUCAUUGGCGGUAGAACCAUGAUACACAUUCUGCGCUCCAUCCUGCAGCUCCGCUUGAUUUGUGCUCACGGGAAAGACCUCCUCAACGACGAGGAUCUUGCCGAGCUUCAGGGCAUGACAGCCGAAACUCCUAUUGACCUCGACAGCGACGACGAAAACGAGAGACCUAUGCUUCAGGAGAACAAGGCCUAUGAGAUGCUGUACCUAAUGCAGGAGGGAAACAGUGACAAUUGCUUCAGGUGCAAUUGCAGACUUGGCGCCGUUGAGGUCGAUGACCCAGAGGCUGACCGCCAGGAUGAUACCCUCGGGUACAUGGCGCAAUGUUUCCACACCUAUUGUCCCUCCUGCAUCAAGGUGCUUCGCAAUGAGCAGCACAACAAUGGUGAAGAUGGGUGCGGCGUGUGUGCCGGCAUCGACAAGUCGUCGUGCGUGGAGCUUCGCCGUAGCCGUGCCGAUUAUGAACACGAAUCUCGCGUGGCUAAGAACAAGGGCGGCACCGGCAAGGUCAUUCCCGACGACCGCUACAGCGGUCCACACACCAAGACACGCGCCCUCCUUGAGGAGUUGCUGGCAAACAAGGAAAAGAGCGCCAUGAUGCCUGGCGAGCCGCCGUACAAGUCGGUUGUCUUCUCCGGAUGGACAUCCCAUCUCGACCUUAUCCAGGUCGCGCUGGAUAACGCUGGCAUAACUUACACUCGACUUGACGGCAAGAUGUCCCGGAAUGCGCGGAACGCUGCAAUGGACGCAUUUCGGGAUGACCCGUCAGUGCAGGUCAUCCUAGUCAGCAUCAUGGCUGGCGGUUUGGGCCUCAACCUGACUGCCGGCAACAGUGUCUAUGUGAUGGAGCCGCAAUUCAACCCGGCCGCUGAGGCCCAGGCAGUGGAUCGUGUGCACCGUCUGGGGCAAAAGCGUCCUGUCCGCACGGUUCGCUUCAUCAUGAAGGACAGCUUCGAGGAAAAGAUGCUUCUGUUACAGGACAAGAAGAAGAAAUUGGCCAGUCUCAGCAUGGACCGCGACUCGGCGGACAAGAUCGCGGACCGCACAGAGGCCGCGAGGCAGCGCUUGAUGGAUCUGCGCAGCCUGUUCAAAUGAGUACCACCAUACCCGCGGUCUCAACCCUGGCAGUGGAAAGCGUUUUUUCAUCAGCACCUUUAUCCUAGCUAGGAUCACCGACACGUUUGGUAUCACGAGUUCUGGAAA